This is a messenger RNA of Anopheles stephensi (Asian malaria mosquito), 9294 nucleotides long. It is a transcript of the gene cpx, whose product is annotated as complexin. The transcript is spliced from 8 exons. Gene Ontology annotation, cellular component: SNARE complex; terminal bouton. Bases 941 to 1408 code for a protein of 155 amino acids. Gene Ontology annotation, biological process: regulation of neurotransmitter secretion; synaptic vesicle exocytosis; neurotransmitter transport. NCBI's taxonomy places the organism in Eukaryota, Metazoa, Arthropoda, Insecta, Diptera, Culicidae. The record is from RefSeq and is a predicted model, not a curated record. Gene Ontology annotation, molecular function: syntaxin binding.
CGCUACGUUACGGGGGUUUUGUUGCCGUACUGCACGCGCUACUUCAAUCUGGAUCCGUGAAGCGAGCCGAAGCUUUCCGAAGCGAACGUGUGCGUGUUUUCAAUACUCGUCGCCCGCAACGGAGAACGGAACGGUGCGCUCUGUGCUAGAGCAGGCGGACGCGGUGACCAGCAGGUGACUGGCGGGGUUUGUGCGAACAAAAUUAGGGUUAGCGUAGUGUGACCACGUACCGGGACUGCCCUUGGCCAGCCCCAAGUGCACCAAAGAACAGUGCCGAUCUGCAGGAAAACAAACGCUCCCGUUUUGGUGUGGCCGUACACAUCUGAGGUGACCGUGUGUUUUGCCUGUACGUGACUAACUCGGUUGGUAUGGUGGCGGUGGUGGUGUGUAUGUGUGCGGAAAUAAUGGAAUGCGUGUGUGUGUGUGUGGGAAUAGUGAGAAAGGGUGGAGUGCAACGGGGCUGCUAACUGCACCAUACGGAGGAAUGUGCAUCCGAGCAUCGGCGGCUGCAGCAAUCCCGCACAGCAGUAGACAAUAACAAACGAAAACUACGUCACGCACUGUAAUGCAGCCCCCACAUGAUCACAUUCCACUGCAGCUUACAAGAAAAAGAAAGCAGAAAGAGUUAAAACUAUGCUAAAAACUGUGCAGCCGUAAAGUUGUUUAUGUUUUGCCAUUCGCCCGCUGCGGGUGUCAUGUUGAUGCGUCAGAUGAGAAUGACAGUUGGCGCUUGUCGGAGAAGGAGGCGCUGCUUGCUGAACGGAAUGAUUUCUCAGCAAGCAUAAUACUGAACGAGUGGCUGCCGUACAAUCAAAGAAACAAUAUUGUUAACUAACUGACACACCGUGAGCGCGUGAGUGAUAUUGAUCGUUGUUAAGUGUAACAGUGUGCACAGUGUUCAAGCGUCAGUUGUAAACGAAGCAAAAGCCCCGAAAGCAAAAUGGCCGCAUUCGUCGCGAAGCAAAUGGUCGGCAACAAGCUGAACGCCGUUAAAGGAGCUGCUGGAGGCGCUGUUGGAGGUGACGGAGGCGACGAUGAGAACGACAAAGAGAAGGAAGAGGAGGCAGAGCGCGAGCGCCAGGAGGCGAUCCGCGAGGCCGAGGAACGACGCAAGGAGAAGCACCGCAAGAUGGAGGAGGAGCGGGAGAAGAUGCGACAGGAAAUCCGAGACAAAUAUAACAUAAAGAAAAAGGAGGAAAUCGUUGAACAGGCACCUCAGGAGGAACCGAAUCCACUGAUGCGGAAGAAGAAAACGCCCGAAGAGCUUGCGGCUGAGGCGGAACAGGAGGAUCUAGACGACUUCACGAAUGGCGAACCAUCAACCGGUAAUCGAAAGUUGAAAAACUCCAUAGAGACGCAGGUGAACGAGAUUAAGACACAAAUCGAAGGCAAAUGCUCCUUGCAGUGAUUGUGCACCGUACCGUGCGUACUCUACCAACCAAGUAUUCAGUAAUAUUUGACGACAUCAGUCACCCGACACCACCACAAACAUGCUAAACACGGAGACACACAACACACACAGAGACAACCGUAGUGUGAUGAACGGGCAGCGAGAUCGGUACACGUGGAUUGCGGAUCCAGAAUGCUCGGAAGCCGUCAACUCGAGCACUCCAAGAACUCGCUUGUAACGGCUUGUGUAGCGGGUGACGAUCGUGCCCAGGAGAUCGAAGGAAUGUCGGCAGGAAUGUCUCACAACGGAACAACGCUGUACCCGGUCACACGGGGUUCACCAUUUCACCCGACGGACACAUAAAAACACGUACCAACAUGGUGUACACAUUGACACAUUGAACCUGCGCCAUCGAACGGAAGCCAACCAGUACACUACGACGUCAGACAGACAGACACACACACUACAACACCUCACCCAUCCUGGAGAAUGGAGAAGGCGGCUUUCGUCGGGGACUGGACGCGUGCAUUCCACCACCAUGAAGUAGUUGUGAGUAUCCCGUAUGUAAAGACGGGAAGCAGUUAAAAACAAACCCAAAAAAGUAAUAAAAAGAAAAAUUAUUCCCAAAAAUUGUUAAAAAUAUUAGGAGCUCUUUGCUGCGAGUAAGGAUGAAAACAAAGUGAAAAAAUAAAACAAACAAACAAAAAACACUUAGCGAAGUAAAAACGAAAACAAAAAAACCAAGAAAAUUAGUAGUGCAGUGCAUAAAGGUAAAAGCGUGCAGAAGCGUGACAGAAAAAACAAGUAAUGGAACUUACAUCAGGCAACAACAAACGCGCAGAAGAAGCAAGGAAAAACAAAAAUAAGCAAAAAUUGUGAUUAAUCUCCUCGAACAAGCAAACAAACAAAAGGAAAACCGAAAUUCCACACCAAACACACACACAACAAGACGAAACAAACCGAUAAAGCUUCAACUUCAACAGUGCAGUGGAAAAUAGCUGGAGCUGUAGCAUUCUUUCCCCAUCUCAGCCCAUUUUCAUCCGGAAGAAAUCGCAAAGCACACAGCUAAAAGUAUAAAAUAUGUAAGACGUUUUGUAGUGAAAAUUCGUUAUCACACGAUCAAGCACAUGAUCGUGAUUUUUUGCUAUAAUAAGCUACGUUCCUGUUAAGUUUGAACGCCCGUGUUUCCGUUGACUUUUUUUGCCCGUUGAAGCGUUGUUGUGUUUGUUAACUGAUUCUUGUGCGAAAAAUCCCCAGAACGGAGAUAACAUAACGAAAAGAACUACAUCGAUCGGUUUCAGUGCGUUUCCCCGGUUCAGUUUCGAAACGAAAUGGAUCGCUCGUUGCCACCUUUUUUUCCUUUCUUCUCCUUUUUCUUCUUCUGGUGCUUUUAUUUAGUAUUAAAUAUUGGCACAUAGAAUUCGGCAACGCUUUCCCGGGGGAAAAAAAAACCCCGUACCCCCAACAUGAUUCUCUCCCAAUAUCUCUCUGUCAGCCCUUUCCUUCUUUCUAACAACCUGCACAUCACAUGGUAAAUGUUUGUGAUAGAGUUCCAACGUGAUAAACAAGAACAUAAUAACAAAAGCAAAUGGGAGAAGCAGACUGGGAAGAGAAGCGUUACGCACUGAGUAUUCACGUAACGCCACCAGUGUUACACCUGUGUGGAGGAAAGGCAAAGAAGCAAUGAAGUUCUAUCUAAAUCUCAAUGGAAAAUGAAACUCACCCUUCCCCGGAACAUUGUUCGAGAGAGCAGUUGAAUUAAUAGUAAUAAAUUAUUAAUACACAAACAAACAAACAAACGCCACCCCGCCUCGAAAAAAAAACCAACGGAAGUUCGUAGCGCUUGUGGUGUGUGAGCGAGCGCUUGUUUGUGCCCACGGGCGGCACAACAUCUUCGUUUUAGUAGCAAAAAAAAACACACACACACAGACAUAUUUUUCGCGUUGUCUUUUUUGCUCGUUAGCCCAGUUGUUUGACUACGAAGCGUUAAGAAGUGACGGCAUGCAUACAUAAGUGAAGAACUAUAGUGGAAAAAAAUUGCAAAUGUUUUAACUUUAGCGAACAAAACAAAACCAAACAAUGCAGCAAGCAGUACUUAAUGCACUUUAUGAAAAGAAGUAACCAAACUAGCAAACACACAUACAUACAAACACAGACAGACAAACAUAUGAGGAAAUUCAAAGGACAGAGUAGCAAAACAGAAAAAUGGAAAAAUGACAACAAAUACAACAAAUAAGUAAAACAACACACACUUGUAAAACACUUGUAAACACACAUUUAGGGCAGAGAGAAACAAACCCAAACCAAACCCGCUUCAAAUCGAACAGUAGCAAAUAAUGUGAGGUGUGGUGAGCGAAGAAUGUAUAUUUAGAGUGAGGCAAAGAAACAGAAAAAACACACACACACAUACAAACACACACAGUAGAUAAAUGAAAAGGGAAGGUUGGAAAAAUGGAAGCGAACGGAAAGCAAACAAAAACUUUAGCGUUAUUAUGAUUAGUAUAACACAUUAUAGCUUGAAAUUCGUUAAAAAGUUAAAGUAUGAAAAUGACAAAAUGUGCAACAAAACAAAUCCCCCCCUCGAACAAACCGAAAAGAAGAAGCAAAACUUCCCAAAUUCCAAACAAAAAGGAAAACAGAAACCGAAACAACCAAAUAGAAAAACGGAAAGAAAUAAAAACAAAACCACCAGACCCCAACAUCAGUAAAGCUCUCAAGUGAAGGUCACCUUUACCAACACACAAACACAAGUAAACGUUUUGAAGAAAAAAAAAAACAAAUCCCAGGCGUCUGUGGAAAUGGUGGAAAAGGUUCGGAAAUGCAGCCUGAAAAUGGUGCGUGCGUGUGUGUGUGUGCGGUGGACACAAGAGGGCAGCUGGUACGAUCGCAUGAUGGACGUUCGGACGGGACCGUUUGUUUGCUCACUUGCUCAGAUAAUUUUAUCAUCCUUCCCACCAAGCUUCAAGUGUGGGCUACAAGAAACGGAGACGGAAAAGCCGGACGUUGGUAUAAUGAUAAUGAUUCGAAUAAAAAAAAAACCUCCCCCCUUCGCUCAGGAGUGGUUCGCACGAAAACUCCGCCAGACAGACCAGCAGCAACAAGCAGCUAUCAUCCCUACUAAAUGUCGUUAAUUGCUUUUACAUUUAUAUCUUACUAUGUUCGGUGGUGCGGCUCGUUGUUUAAAACUGCCCAUUCUAUGUGUCGUGUGUCUUGUGUUGUCUGUGUGUUUACUGUGUCUCACUAUCACAAACUCUAUUCUAUCGAUCCUCUACCUUUUUUCGAUGACUUCGAGGGCUCCCGACUUUCGAGGGGAUGUUCCAAAUAUUAAACGUCUACUCACACACACACACACUUGCAAAACCAAUCCACACAACCAACAAAAACCCCGCUCAGAAAAAACACAUCGAAUUGCAGCAUCUUCAAGUGCACUUCCGAAGAGAGUUAGUAGAAAAAAGAGAAAUCGUAACGCCUCUCCCCACAGAAAGAAACCGCAAUAAUGAGAGACGCUAAAUGUCAUUGAAAAAACAAAAACCACGAUCAAAGUGAUAAUUGUAUUUAGGAAAGGGUGCGAGACACACAUACAAACACACGCUCAAACCACCCUCUGUCCUAGCGAGCUAGCUUCAAACUAUUUCUUCCGAUCGUCACAAGAGUUUCGAACUGAACUGUCGCUCCUGUUGCCGUUUCGUAGCGUUGCGGCGCGUGUGAAAUAUUUCAAACGAUGUGAAUUAUUUCACGCCGGCUACUAAGAUGCGGAUGUAUCUUUCUCUUUUCGGUGACAGAUGUCACACGGCUUCGCUGCUCUCUCUCUCUCUCUCUCUCUCUGUCUGCUCUCGCUUUCACACUCACACACUCACACUCGCACACAAACAUUCACACACGUUUGUGCAUUUGAUGUCGUGUUGGUUGUGUUUGUUGUUACGUUCGUUCGAUAUAUAGUUACGAGAAUACGAUCAAUGUGUAAAAGAGCAAUAAUAUAGCAAUCGAUAUAAUAUCCUGUUUGCAAAAACCAAAACGAAGAAGAAAAAGCGAAAGGGAAAGCGAAAGUUAAGAAUAAACAAACAUGCAAAUGAUGAUGUUACAUUAAACGUAAAAAAAAAACCCAAAAACACGAGAACAGGAUAAUAAUAGCAGUAAAUCAUUCAUUUCCCACCCAAGCGUCAUUAUGCACACCUGAGCGCGAGCCCAUCGAGCGUAACACAUCGCGCGUAACGCAUCGUGCGUAACGCUUCUGGUAAGGUUUGUUGCUUUCCGGUGUGUUUUCUGUUUCCUCUCUGCUAACACUCUGCUCAUUGAUGUCCUAUGUAUGUGUGUGUAUGUAUGUGUGUGUGUGUUUGUGAAUGUGUGUACUAGUAGUGAAUGUAUAUUAUUAAUAACAACAAAAACAACCAGGUGUGGGACAGUUGGAAAGGACAGAAUGAUAUGAAGGAAAGAUCACACACACACACACAAGUCGCAUGAUAUAAAUAAAUCGUCACACACACACACAUUCACAAGCUAAACCAAUAACACUGAAACACAGCAUAAUUUCUAAUAAUUGGACAACAGCAAUGGAUGAAAUGCAAUAGCGAAUAUAGCUAACCAGAACCCAUCUGAAUACGAUCGUAAUAUUCACACGCACACAUGCACGUCAUACACACACACACACGCAUCUAUAAAUAUAUACAAACACACGUACAUACUUCCCAAUAAAGUCGUUUGCAAACCAAAAAAAAAACAAGGACAACGCGCGCGUAUUUAUCUUUCUCAACUAUCUCUCUAUCUCUUAAAUCACAUUUAUCUAACGUAGAGCGGACAAACCCCGAGUGAAUAUAAACAAACAAAACAAACAAAAAUCCAACCUAGUUGAAAAGCAAUGUAGUAAAGUAAAGAAGUUCACUAGCAAAAGCAAAAGGGAGAAAGCGGCCCCAAACGAAAAAAAAACCCCAGCGGGGAAAACAAGAGUGAAAAUAUUGGCUUAUUGAUGGUUAAUAUUUUAAAUUGCAAUAUAAAAACGAAUUGUUGUCCGAUGGGUUUCGUACUCGCUGUUUGGCAAUUCGAAUUGUUUGUGUGUUUAUUUAAAUGUUCUAACUUCCUAGCCAAGAACUUUUGGGUUCUCGUAUUAUUUAAAACAGUAUUAUUUAAAUAUUUAAAAUUUAAACCUUUUUAAUUGAAUUGUAAGUAAGCCAGCAAAAAAAACAACAAAAAAACAAAAAAUCACUCAAUCUUUUAACACGAUUUUCUCACACUUUUUCCGUGCGCAUUCUAUCCGCUCUUCACCCGCUCGAAAGCAGUAUCGAAACCAAUCUAUAUACAUACAUAUAUAAAACAUAUACAUAAAACAUAUACGAAACUACAUAUGGUGAAAGCAUAUUUAAAAGCAACCCCCCAAACAGUACUAUCAAACAGAAUACAGACGGAAUCGGAAUGCAGUGACAGUGGUGUGGCACCCUACCAAACUCUACCAAAUAAUCGAAUGCAGUGUGUUAAAACAAACUUUCUGUGUGUAGUGUAAGCAAAUUCACCUGUUGUAGCUUAAUCACUCACGUCUGUGUUGCUGCCUACAAAUCUAACCACCAUCUCACCACGAUCUCAAACCUGGCCUCUUCUCGCCGCGCCUGAAGGGCGGCACAACACAGAACACCCCAAUUUACGAACAAUUAGGAAAGCGAAAUUGUAAGAAAACAAUGGUUUAAACAAAACUCAUACAAAAUAGCAUGCGAAGAAGUAGGGGUUUUUUGGCGAGUAGAAGGGAUGAAUUUGGAAGAUACACAAAACUGAACCAACUAGGCAAACAAAACAGCAACCAGACGACAGUAAAAACAGCAGCAAAACCCAGUAGCAAAGCAUCAGCAACACAACAAACAACAAUCAUCACCACCACCACCAACCAAUCAUCACCAACAACCACCAACAUGGCAUUAGGCAUCGUUUGUUUAUAAUUGUUAAAACAAAACAAAAAAUGGUUUAAUGAGAUAAAGAAAACAAAACAAAACAAAACAAAAAAAAAACAAACAAACAUGAAACAAGCGUUACACAUUGAAAACUGAAGGUUAAGAAAUUAAGGAAUAAAACACAGAAAAAGAAAACUGUUGAAAACAAAAACAAAAAACUCAAUGGCCUUUUUAAUGCUGUGCUUAUUAUAUGUAUUUGUAUAUUUAUUCUGCUUUCUUUCCGUUUCAUUCGAUGUUAACUAUUUGUUUCUGUAUUCUAUUGUUUUUUCCUUGUAUCUUCUUAAUGUGCUAAAUAUUUUGGCCGUCAGUGUGUACCUUCUAUCUAUCUACAGAAACUAUUACAAACGCGCUCCGUACACAAACAGAUAAACGCUCUUAAAUGUUAUCCUUCAGCUAUGUGUGGACUGAGGAAAAAAACAUGGUAAGGCUCUACUUCUUAUUUCCACACAUAUUCGUACUACUUUCGCUGUGUUAACUCACACACACACACACACACACGAAAUAAAAACACAAAUAUACUUUAUGUGAAGCUCUCCCUCUCUUUCUUCGUUUUGCAUGUACUGCGAUAAGUGUUGGACACGUGCUUUUUAGUUGGAUGUUUAGUCGAUGGAUUUAACUGUGUUUGAAACUUGGCUUACUGCGAUUGGGUUCAAUUCUGCAACCUAAUAAGCAAAACAUAAUGGGAAGAAAACGUGCAAGAAGUAGAAACCAAAAACACCCCAGUAGCUUACAAAGGGUACAAAAAACCCUCUAGCAAACAGUAGCACUAUAUAUACAGACACACACACACACACUAACAGCUAAAGUAAAUAAAAAAACAUAAGUAGGCUGGCGAAAAACCGUGAACCGAAGAACACCGAAGAAGCAACACUCGAAUUGCAAAGGAAAACAAUAUACAUGUCAAUUACAAAGGAGGAGGAAAGAGCUGAUUAAGGACUAACACUGUUGUGCGAUGCAGUAACGGGGGCAUGCACAUACACAUAUAUACAUACAUAUUAUAUUAUAUAUAUACACCACAAUUUAAUGAGUGCGUAGUGCAAAACAAAGCUAGCGAGCGUAGCAAGCACGGGCAAGCGAUAUAAAAAGAGAAAACGAAUGGCGGAGAGAAGAGAGUGAGAGAGAAAGAGAAAGAAAAUGAAAAUAUUUAAAUGAGCAAAGAAAACCUACCCGUUUUCCCAACCCUUCAAUUGCAGUUGAUUAUGGGAACGGAAAGUGUUCGAUAAAAGGGAUUUUUCUAAGUGAAUUGUGUAAUUAUGCUAUUGUUUGUUUUCUUUUGUACGAAUAAUUUAUUUCAAUGUUUUUUUUUGUAUCUUUUUAACAAUCUUCUUUAUUUUACUGCUUUACUAUUUGUUUUUUCUCCUUCUUAUAACCAGUUUUCUUAUAUUUUUUUUACAUUUUUGACUUUAUUAACAGUUUCUUCUUUCUGUAUAUUUAUAUCUUCUAUUUAACAACUUACCCUGUUUUUUUUAAAUAUUUUUUAUUAUUUAUUACUUAGUUAGUUAUUUAUUUAGCCUUUUUAUUUCAUGAGUUUCUUCCUUCUGUGUAUUUAUGAUUUCUUUAACAUUUUAAUAUUUUAGAUUUUUUUUAACUGAUUUUUUUUCUAAAGAAGACCAGAAGUGAAGAGAGAAAAACAGCACAAUUGUCAAACAGUAAGAAACAAAAGUUGCCAUUCGUAGUGAGACAGUAGAGCAGCAUCAGUAUCAGUAGUUUGGUGCAGUUAAUAAACGAGAACAAACAACCCUAGUGUGAAUAUAAUAAUUGCCGAGUGUGAAAGCUUUCCGCAGUACAAGCUACACACGAUCAACGAAAAAAAAACCGAUACACGGUAACAAAAACGAGAGGUUUCGCUGGGUUCAUUUCGGAAAUAGCUAAUACCUGUUCCUCUUUCUCCAUCUCUGCAUUUGCAAAACUUUUCCCCGUCGCUCUAUUUUCACUUCACACUCGUACUGUAAGCUACCUGUGCAAAGGAAA